Messenger RNA from Folsomia candida, 2169 nucleotides. RefSeq lists its product as uncharacterized. The transcript is spliced from 4 exons. The coding region runs from base 869 to 1372 and encodes 167 amino acids. The record is from RefSeq and is a predicted model, not a curated record. Lineage: Eukaryota; Metazoa; Arthropoda; Collembola; Entomobryomorpha; Isotomidae.
GCCCUUAUUUACUUUAUCCCCUUCACGAUGAUCAUACAUACGUAAAAAUUUCUCGGUUGCGUGAUUAAUGUGAUCACAAAAUCUUAGCGAAGAUGAGGAGAAACAGGGCUUAUGAAUACAUAAAAACCCGCCCGGGCCAUGCAGGAGGAACGUGGUACAUAAUUUUUCAUUAUUUGUUUUCUACAUAAAAAUUAUGUCGUAAAAAUUUGUCUUGUGAUAAUGGCUUAGGAUUAGUGUACACUCUUAAAAAUGCUGUAUCUGCGUGCUGGUAAAUAUUGUUUUGGUAGUAACUUUCGGUUAUUUGUUUGUGACAAGAAUUUCUUGUUACACACUAAAUAAAAAUUAGUAAAAUUUACUCAAGGUUGGGUAAAAACGAGGAUGAGAAGACUAAAAGGUAAAAUUUACUCAGCGUUGGGCAAAAUUAACACAACUUUGGACAAAUUUUACCGCUUGGUUGUGUCAUCCUCUUAUUUACCCAACCUGGAGUAAAUUUUGCUCAUUUAUAUUUGUAGGGUAUCAUAAUAUUUAUUAGUAAACAUUGGUGCAGGUCAGUAUUUACCGGUAUGGUCACAUGCUCUGGUCGGUAAUGAUUUAUUUCAUGCCAAUUUUCUAAGAGCGGAUUAACACCCAGUUAACUAAAUCCGGUACAUUCUUCAUGCACGGUCCACCUGCACUUGAUCCCAGCUCUGUAGCGAAAUAUGUAUGAAUUUCCUCUCUCUGCUAAUAAGGAAUUUACUAAAUUUUACCCAGUUUUGCUGCACAAUUGACAUUGAGUCGAGUUUGUAAGAUCGUCCUAAAAAUUUGCACGCAAAAUAUUUCCGCAUUGUUCCACAAUCUUAAAUAAAUAAGUAUUACUAAAUCUGCGGAAAUGUCGAAGGAAACGUGCUGUUGUGGAAGUUUUUCGGUUGGAAAGGGUUCCCUUUUCAUUGGAAUUUUCAAUAUCAUUGGUUCCAUCAUUAAUCUGAUAAUUCAGCCAAUCUGUAUCUAUUCAAGUAUCAACAACCCCGAUAAAACUAAGGACGAAAAAAUUCCGGAUUCUGUGAUAAUCUUGAGCGGUUGCGUCUCCAUCGUGAUUUUACUCUUGUACUUCAUCUUCGCUUGUCUCCUGGUGCACGGUUAUCGGGUGCGCAAUCACCGCCUGGUCUCGCCCUGGUUUAUCGCGAAUUACGCCUGGCUUAUUCUGAGCGCCCUCAGCAUUGUUGCCGUUUUCGUGUUAAAGGUCUCCUCUGAAGAAUUCGCGAAGGGAGCCGUGUUUAUCGGGGUGUGCUUGACUUACAUGGGGGUCGAGACGUAUCUGGUCUUCGUGGUGAAAAGGUUUGCGGACGAGUUGAAAGCAGAAGCCGAGUGUAAAAUUGUGCAAGAAAAGUGUUAAGGAUGAGAUACACUUUUAAAAAUAGGGUUAACGUUUUGAAAAAAUAUGCACUUUGAACUUUGUAUUAUGUAAAGUAUACUAAAUCCUAGGUAAACUUUGCUCUUCGUGAAAGUUAACACUACUUUGAAUUUUUUAAAGUUUGAAUUAAUUAUUUUGAAAUGAGAACUUUUCAAAAGGGCAACAUUAUUUUUUUAGAGUGCAGUAUUUACAUAUUGUUUUUGUUACUAGAGGAUUGUCAUGAUUUUCAGUUUUUGAUGAUGUUGCAGUAUGGAACAAAUAAUGAAUAACUGUUUAAUUGGAAUAAAUUCGGACUUGGAUGACUAUUAAUGAUUUUAAACAAUAAAUAUGUUUAAAAAUACAGAUAUGUAAGUAAAUGUUCGAAAAAUAUUUAUUUGAAUAAAUUAAUUCCUGGAUAUUGCAUGCGCGUUCCCUUAAAGAAGAAAAACUGUAAGAGAAUAUGGUAUGAAAAAGCAGCCCUUACAUUUUACAUUUGUGAGAUGAGACGUAAAAGUUGAGCUUAAAUUGUGUAGUUAUUGUAUGCAAAUUUGUUGAUUUGUGAAUUUUGGAGUAACAAACUGCAAACUUUUUGAUAUAUAAGUGUUUGAGGAAGAAUGUUAUCAAUUUGAUAAGAAAUUUCGAUUUUAAUGGAUAAUUUUAAUGGAUAAUAUUGGAUAAUUCGACAUUUAAAAGAUUCAUUAGUUCGUAUGUAUGAAGGAUUUCAAGUAAGUUUGUUUCGGUAUUAUAUAUGCAUACUAAUUAAAGAUAUUAGAAAAAUUUCGAAAGUGAGUCAAAAAAUA